AUUUCCAGUGACGAGUGACAGAUGGACUGGCUCUGCUGCUUCUGCCGGCCGACGGAGAGCGAAGACCUCUCCAGAGAGACGGAAGGCAUUCUGCGCGAGGGAGACACUGCCGAACCAUCUGACUCUGUCCCUGCAGCAGUUUCAGAUCCCUUUCGCCGCGGUGAUGAUCCUGCCCUGAAUGAGCCGUCCGGAGCGGUUCGUUCAGCUGUUAGUUCUCGUUCCUCUUCUGAAGGAUGUCUCGACGAACGCCGUCCUCCCGCGGUCGAUCGCCCUUCCUCCACUCCAACAGGCGGUCUCGAAGUCUCUCGUUGUGUCGUAGAUGGUCGUUCUCCUCCCUCUCCAUCUCCCUUUUUCUCCUCCGUCAUAGAUGGCCCUUCUUCUACAAGUGUGCCUCCUCAUGAGUCCUUAGCCAGUCCUACUCUCUCAGGUAUUAAACCGGACGUCAGGCAACUGCCCUCGCCUGCCACAUCUAAACCAUCCGCCUCUGCUGCACCACAGUCCGGUCUCUUUCAGUCUUUUGCUCAGACCCCUUUUUCCCAGGAACGCAAUCCCUGUGCACGGGCAUCUUGUUUGUAUAAUAAGCCAGGGCGUUUAUGCACUAUAUUCGACCAGAGGUACGUUUACAUUGGCCAUAAAGAUACCUUCAUCUUGGUGGAACUGAAAAGACGAAUAUCAUGCGGCCUUCUUUUAGGGACAAGAUUAGUGUGGAAGCAAAGGAAGCCACAUCUUCUCUCAGAUCUCGCUGAUGGAGCCAAUGUGGUAUGCGAUGCCCUUUCCCUGCCCGAUACCCACGGAUUCCAUGCCUUAGUCGUCUGGCAGGGCACUAAACCUAAUUUGAUUGAGGAACCAGCUGAGGAGGGAGAGGUCAUGAUGUUAGAAAGAUAUGAUCUGCAAGUGACAGGUAUAGAAGCCAGUGAAGGCGGCGGAGGAAGCAUGGAUGUUGAUAUAAAGGGCAAGUCACUUAAAGUCAAGUUCAUGGAAGAAGUCGUAUUUGUAGACGGACAGAGGUCAAGUAUUAUUGAUAUUUUUACAUCAUUCUACAAGUUCAACUACAGUGUUUUUGCUACAGUUCAUAAGGUACUGGCAGGGGGCAGUGGAGAAAAUUUAUCUUACAUCUGCUCAUGUAUCUGGACGGGCACACGACCCACAGCAGACCUGUUGGUUAAGAUAGAGCAAGGAGACAUCUUUAAUAAAAAUGAAAGUGGGACCUAUGUGAAGUGUACUGCCUCACAAAGUGUGUACUGUGAUCUUCCUGCAAUACUGAAGACGUCAGAUCAGGGUAGACAGAUCGUACUUCGAUAUGGAGAUGAAGUCAGACAUUUGCCUGUUAGGAAUGAUGACAUCUUUUAUGAAAGUGAAAGAAACCUCUCUCCAUUACCAUCCGAAACUACUGUCUUGGCACAUAUAUUGAGCCUCAAAGGGGGGAAUAGACCUUGUGUUCUAAAGGUUAUCGGGGUCCAUUUAACAAGAGGAAGUACACAAAAAUCUAGAGCUUCCAAAUCGAAUGAAAACGAGAAAGUCUUAAACUUUAUUUCGGAGACCAAAGAAAUCUCUAAGCAGUCGAAGAGUGAAGGAAAGCAGUUUGUGGAUUGUGAGAUGAAUGUAGCUCGAAAAAAGGAAAAUUCUCAAAUAGAACAUGACCAAGAAAAAGGAAAAAUACAAUCAGAAAAUAAUCAACGUAAAGGUAAGAUUCAGCCAAAAAAGGAAGCUGAUUCAGUUCACGAGAAGAAAGACAUUUUUCAGAAAAAGACUCCAGUUACAGAAGAAAAGCAUGAAAGGAAAGAUAUCAGUGUUGAAGACUGCAUUUGGCACUACGGUAGUAUCUCGCAAGGCAUCGCAAUGACGCUUCAGAAAUCGGUUCUCAUCACCUACGACGUUCUCUACAUAAAUGGCCAAAGGAUACCUGCUACGGACACUGUGGCAAAUUAUUCCGAAAAGGGAAGUACAGUGAGCGUUGCAGCCGUGCCACUGGUGCCUCCCUGUCAGGUUCUAGGAGUUACUGUGACUCACAAGGCUCUUGCAGCAUGGCAGGGAACCAAACCCGAGUGCGUGGAAGAGAUAGUCGAGGCUUACGCGUCUGGAAGUGAUGUCCAGCCAGGCACAAGGGUCAUCCCUGAGACGGAAAUACAGAGGAGCGUCUCUUGUGAUCGGGUAACAAAUUCUGCUCCAUCUCUGCACCAAAAUCAUGCUGCAACUGAAAAUCUGUCAGAAUCUUGCUGUGUUGAAUAUAUAGCUGCAUAUCGUUGGAAAAUAGCGGGGAUAUCUCAGGGACUCCUCUGCAGGAAAAGUAGAGUAGUUCUCGUCAAACACGAGGUCUUUUUUGUUAACAAGCUUAGGGUACCAAAUACUGACCCACUGUCAAAGUUUGCAGAUAUAGAGAGUAAAGAGAGUUUUGUGAAUGCACUGGUGGUGCCGGUGUCAUCCCCACAGGUCAUUUUAGGUCAUAACGUCACUCACGAGGCACUGGUGGCAUGGUGUGGGAAAAAGCCUGAUGAGGCAAACAGCUACGUGGAAGAAUACUCCAAGGAAAAAGGCAAGCGCUCUCACACUCCCAACUCUCCCAUGAAAACGUCUUCCCUUCAAGAAAUAGGAAAUACAACAAGAGCCCUGCCUAAUCCUACAGAUGGAAAGAUAUCGUCGACUGAAAAGAUGAAAUUCUCUGGGAAAGACGAAACAAAGGGAAGUGUUAGCGCUGUAGUUGCCAGUGGUUUGCCAAAGGCAAAGCCGACAGCAAACAACAGAAAACCGGAACCGACCCCAAAGAAGAAAGUACCCGACAAGCAGCCCCAGAAGAAAACUAAGCCCAGACACGGACAAGGGAAGUUGCAGAAGGUCGUCGGCGAUCACGGCAUCUUGGAAAUCCGCUGCAAAAAUAUAGAAGGAGAAAGAGCAAUGGUGGCGUUCCAUCGGUCAGUCACCUUCCUUUAUCAGCGGAGAGUUGAUCCAAAGAAGGGUUUGGAGGAGCAGCUCUCCCCACACCAGGCUGAUGGCAAAGACUUCUUCUGUCACUUUAUAGACCAUGGCAUGAACAUGGGAGGUGUCGCCUGCCAGUACAAGGCUACGAUGGUGUGGUUAGGAACGAAACCAAAGACUGUCAAAGAACAGGCUGCAGAGACUCGUGUUGAUAAAAGUCAAAGUACAGAAAAAAAUAACAAGGCCACUGGUGUUCUAAGGAUACAAAAUGCGGCCGGCACACUCGCACACGCCACAAGCCAGGUGGCGGUUCUGAAGGUAAAUAACGUGGCGUUGAAGGACGGCACGGCUUUCGUCUUCGUCAAGGGCACGGAUGUCUACGUCCACCAAAGGAGACUCCAGGAUGCGAGCGAAAUGACCAGACAUCUCAUUUGGCAGUGCAACAUCAGAGCCUGGAAGAAGCCAAGCACUCCCGUGAAGGGCUUCGUGUGCCACUACCAGGCUGAGCUGGCUUGGGUGGGGAAGAGGCCAAAGAGGGAUGAUGGGAAGAGCAGUGCAGACAACUCGCAGGAGGGACCUGUGAAGGCUAAAAAAAUCCCGUUGUUACCUACACCCGGACUUCCAAGGAUCGAAAAUGCCCAGACAACCCUCGUGUAUGUUAAGGGCCAGAGAGCAGUCCUGAGAGUGAACAACAUGACUAAAUUGCCACUCUAUGCCUCCGCCCAUUACACGAAUGCCUACGUCCUUCGGGAAAAAGUGCAGAACCCGAACGACAUGCUCCGACAUAACCACUGGAACUGCAACCUUAAGAAGUGCGAUCAGAGUGGCCUUUCCGUAGAUGGCUUCGUGUACCAGUACGAGGCUGAGCUGGCUUGGGUUGGGGAGAGGCCAAGCCAGGGGGGGAAGGACGGGGGGAGCCAGACCUCGUUGGGAGAAGGGCUGGAAUCUCUUUCGAGUAUGUAUGAAGACCUGUUUCCUGUCAUCGGCCCUGAAGACAACACCAAAAUAGUAAAUCUAUAAUGAUGACUGACACCUUGAUUGACCAAGGUUCAGAGACGGACACGAGUCUUGUGAUGAAUUGAAGCUUCGAAUCUGUCUCAGCCUCUGCAAAACGCGCGGCUAUUGACCGGAUGUUCGAAACGGAAUUCGGAACAGGUUCGAUACUACUCUGAUGCCUCUCUCGGUUCUCCCCCACUUAUGCACUGCUGUUUGCUACUUUGAGUCCAAUCUACUUCGAAUGGCAGCCCCCCCCCCCCUCUCUCCUCUCUCUCUCUCUCUCUCUCUCUCUCUCUCUUCUCUCUCUCUCUC
Molecule: messenger RNA, 4221 nt
Organism: Penaeus vannamei (Pacific white shrimp)
Lineage: Eukaryota; Metazoa; Arthropoda; Malacostraca; Decapoda; Penaeidae
Source: RefSeq, a predicted model, not a curated record